This is a messenger RNA of Toxotes jaculatrix (banded archerfish), 4240 nucleotides long. It is a transcript of the gene tmem51a, whose product is annotated as transmembrane protein 51a. The transcript is spliced from 3 exons. Bases 213 to 1028 code for a protein of 271 amino acids. NCBI's taxonomy places the organism in Eukaryota, Metazoa, Chordata, Actinopteri, Toxotidae. The record is from RefSeq and is a predicted model, not a curated record.
CUCAGGGAGAAAACAAAGUUCCCAAAUCUUCAAACGCAAUUUGAUACCAAAUAAUGCCACAUUAACAUCUGCCAGCUGUAGGCAGGGUCUGGUAAAACACCCCCACGCCUCAAAGCUUCGGCAGGAAGAAGUGAAGAGUUACUGUUUUGGAAACGAUGCAGAGUUUUUGACCGCACUGCAGCUGGUCUGACUUAACUUGAGGGACUGACAACAUGCGUUCCAGUGUGGAUGGGCCACCAAGACCCCUUGGCGGGGCAGGCACCAGCAGCAACAAUGAUAACAACAACAAUAACAACAGCGGAGAAAGCAGUGGAAACUCAGGUUCCCAGUAUGCGCUAUGUGCUCUGGGGGUUGGGCUUAUUGCCCUCGGCAUUGUAAUGAUUGUGUGGAGUGUGGUACCCGCAGACCCAGUCAGGAAUAGCAGUAGUUCAGGAGAAGAUAUUAAUACUAGUAACAGGAAAAAUAAAGCAUCUUCUGUAGCCUUCGUCUUGGUGGGUUCUGGGGUGGUCAUGCUGCUGCUGUCCUUGUGUGUGGGAAUGAGGAACAAACAGCGGGAGCAGCAGAGGCUCCAGGAGGCUCAGAACCACGGAGGAGUGGCAGCUAGGCAGCAAGAGGAAAGAGAAACAGCUGAAGAACAAGCCCAGCGAUAUGCCGUACCCACCUAUGAAGAGGCAGUAAGCAGUGGCCAGUAUCCUGUUCGUCAGAGCAACCAUCGCCCAAGCUCUUCCCAUCUACCUUCCUACGAUGACCUGGUUGAAGUCGAUGGUGUACAGUAUGAAUGUGAGGGGUCAGAGGUCACAACUACCGGAUCACAGGCUGCUCCUUCCAGUGGUCCCGCUGCUGCUGCAUCCGCAUCAAAUCGUAGGCCUGGGAAAAAUAGCCGCAAGCUCCUCCCCAUCAAGAUUCGCAGGAUUAAAUCAGAGAAGCUGCACAUGAAAAACAUUGAUAACUCUCAGCCCGCAGCUGGAAUCAGUAUAGAACCACUCACUCCACCACCACAGUAUGAGGAUAAAGUACCUCCACUUUAAGACCAAGCUGAUUGUGUCUAAAACAAUCUACUGAAAUUCCUGGAAUCUGCUAUGAUUACCUUUUGUGGAUCUGGAUCUGCUUUGUUAAGCCAAGACUUGAAGACGGCUCUUCUUGCAGAGCGUUCCCAGUGGCACUUUGUUAUAAAAGAUUUUAUUUGUUCAAAUCCAUCAUUAAUGCCACGCCACUCCAAAGCAAAGAACAGAAAAAAACUUUAUUUUUUUAAACUUUGGAUCUCACUGGAUCUUUGAUGCAGACACAGACAAAUCGUGAUGGACGUAGUUGCUGGAUCCUUUCUUAGUAUGACGGAUUCUGUCACAACCUGGCACAUCGGAUUUAAAGCACCCAGCAAAUACAGUUUUCCUUUAUGUCAAAGUAGUUUUCAGUUUUUCUCACUGUAACUGACCUCCGCUGUCCACUGACUGGACACUAAGUUGACAAAAAUCAUAAGACGUCAGUGAACGAUUAUAUGAUGAUUUUUGUGUGCACACAAAUUUGUGAAGGAGCUGCAGUUUAGGCAGUGUUUCACAUUGAGAGGCUUUGGGUUACUACUGCCAUUGGUUUACCAAAUGUAGGCUCCACGGUGAGUGACUGAGCAUUGUUUGUAUUCAGCUGGCUUGACCUGACGUGGUAUGCUGCACAGAAACACUCCCUCAUUGUCAACAAUAUUGUGGUCCUCUAGAUGACUGACAAUUUUGAAGAGUUUUAAGUGGUGUUGCAGAACUGGAGUCCUGUCCCUCUUCUGUGUUAGCUUCUUUUUUUUUUUUUGCUAGAUUUUUGUUCAAUGUUUUCUUUGUACGUCUGCCUUAAAAGUUGAAACAUGAUAAUAGGAUUUCCUGACUCUCAGAUGCAGUGUGUACUCGACAGCACCAUUUAAGAAUCUUCUAUUUAUAACUAAGAUAACAAAGCUUGGUCAGCAUUUAUCAGUACAGUAGCUCUUAUGACUCUUAGCAAUAGGCACACUACCAAAACGGGAAGUGUAGGCUAGUUGUUAAUGCUAACAAAAUGUACCACAUUUCAUAUAGUAUCAAAUCAUGCUUAUGUUACUGUCUAGUACAGUGGUUUAUUUAUUUAACAUAAGAGAAAAUUAUUUAUGUUUCCCUUCAGAAAUACAUAAACUGUCUGCAGCACAUGGUCACGUUGGGGCUUGUGGAGCAGGGGCUUGCCUUCAGAUGUUUAUGAUGCUAUGGUUGUGGGCAUUUCUUUACUGAACAAGACAUGGUCCAAAAUCAGUAAUGUAAUAAAUUUUGUGUCAGUGUUUUCUUAAAGACACUGUGAAAUAGUACCUUUACUUCCUUAAAGCUGUCUUAAUUAGCCUUGACCAGUAGAGGGCAUAAAGAGGCCAAAACAAACCCAAAACAUAGCCCUGAAAUGGCAUAAUUUUAUAAACGUACUAUGGAUAAUGAGUUAGGAAACAGUUGCCUAACUACAACUAACAGGUACAGAAUACAAUUAGCAUGCCAUUGGAGUGGAGUUUCUUGGUUAGCUGAUAAAAUGAAAGUAGUAACUAUGUUUUGGAUUCUCCCAACUACGUAGAAAAAAUGUGUCUUUAGCUAACUAACUGCUAAACUUUCUCACUAAGUAGCAGCUCAUGUACAUCAGCUUUCUGCUGCUUUGUGCUUGGCAGAUAGCAUGUUGACAUGUAUGUCUUAUUAGACUUAAUCAUACAGUCUUUAUAUUUGAAAAAAAAAGAAUUUUAAAUGUUGGUUGCUAAGGUAUGCUCUAAAGGCCAUUCAAAAUGAUAAAUUAGCCAGAUGCCACUUUGGGAAAGAAUGGGAGUGGCUGUUGUUUAAAAAAAAUCCACAAUGUACUGACUGAAAUUUUUAUUUACUCUCACUAGUGCAGCACCAUUAAGGUGACCAUUAGCUUACCAUUUAAUAGUUCAGUUACUUUCUUGGAAGAAACCAUUUUCCAGGAAGAUCAAGGUCUCAUUUCAUGGUGUAGUUUGUCCCACAGUUGUACACACUAAUGUACACUUAAAUGCCUUUGUGUUCAGAACAUUACUGCUGCUUUUCCUAAAGCAUUUCAGAAGACAAUAUAUGACUGAACCGUCCUUCCAGUGAGGUGUUGCUUUUACUCCUUCAAGUAGUAGGUAGAGAAGGAAGCACGUGAGCGCGAUGGAAGGAGCUCGUGAAUAGUUGAAAGCCUUCGGCUGUAGCCAUGGUGAAACACUGUUGAGCUGUGAAGGCAGUAGUGUAGUCUCUGCUUCUCUCUGGGCUUGUUUUUGUUCUUAUUCGAGAUGACCAACAGAAAGACUCUUUGAUUGUGCAGCUGCACCAUAAUAACAGCAACUAUUACUCAGUGGCUUGCUCAUCACCAUUCCACUGACCACAGCUCGACUUGCAGCCCUGUUUUCACUUACAAGUUUGCAGAGAAAGGGAAGAGAAACUACUCCAGACUCUAUUCAGGGAAAUAGUUUGAGUUCCUUCGUUAUACAGUGUUUUAUCAACAACAAACUCUCCUUUCGUCUUCAGGUUAGACUUAACUAAAAAUGAACAGCUGAGGCCAGAUUGAACAAUUUUCAGUUAUUCAGUGAAAUGUUACAAAUCUGUUGAAGUUGCACAAGAUUCUUUGCUUUUUUGUUUUGUGGGACAAAAGACACUUUUCAUUAGUAACUUCAUCACCCAGUUCCACAUUGUGUUUGAGGAAAAUUCUGUUUAACUGAUGCAAAAAUGAUACUCAGAUACUCAUUGCCAGCUGGCUAUAUUAUAUUACCAGGUUUUCUAUCAAGCUAAAGGCAACAAGGUCACUGAGUCACUUCACGUUUGUCAUUGGAAUACAGCACACGACAGCCAUGCCCACAUUUCUGUGAUUUUGUUUUUUGAAAACAAAAUCACUCUCCACACAGUGUAUUAAUUCUUUAUUAUUUUUAUCAUGUUCAGUAAUGCAGACAUAGCCGUACCUCAUUGGCAAAGGACCAGAUAACUACAUGACUGAUUUUAUUACUAUGUGGUCAAACUGUUUUACAUUGAUGAACUACAGUGUUUUGAUUUAGCAGUCACUUUCUGUUUAACUUAGAUAAGUGCCCGAAACACAUGAUGUUUGUUGUCUGUUUCAUUUAUUGUUGCUUUUUUUAUUACUUAAAUCUCUUUCUUUUUUAUUUGUACUGUGAAAAUAUACUUUUUCUAUGGUAAUUCUAAUUUGUUUGUGGAAGAUUUUUUUUUUCCUGAAGAGCAAAAACAAAUUUAUCUCAUUAAUAUUUUAUGAGAAAUAA